UCACAAAUAGUUAAACCGCAUGAUAACUGAAAAAAUCUACAAUGAAAAUGAAAUACAUAUAAUUACAAGUAGGUAAUAUAUAGUAUGUUUGUUAUUAAUGUUGUUACUCGUUAGGUUUUUACCAAAGUUUUACUCUCUUUAUGAAUCAACUAAAGAUUAAAAAAAAAAACGGCGAUUCCACGUCAGCAAUCCAAGAAAAACACUUAUCCAACAGCGCCUUCCAGGCGUUGAUUAAUAUAUUUUAUCAUCUUCCAUCAAACGGACACAACCGUCCCACGUCACCGAUCCUCACGAGUUAAUCUCCAUCCAAUAGAACGCAUUUCUUCCUCCUUCUUAACAUCUCCAGACGCCUCAGACCUCUCCAUCGCAAAAACCUAAAUCUCAUUUCAAUUCAAUUCAAUUCAAUGGCACCAAAGGCAGGAAAGAAACCCGCAGAGAAGAAGCCCGCCGCCGCCGCCGCCGCGGCAGAGAAGCCGGCGGAGGAGGUAGCGGAGAAGGCCCCGGCGGAGAAGAAACCCAAGGCGGGGAAGAAGCUGCCGAAGGAAGCCAUCGGCGCGACGGACAAGAAGAAGAAGCGGAGCAAGAAGAGCAUCGAGACGUACAAGAUCUACAUCUUCAAGGUCCUGAAGCAGGUCCACCCUGACAUCGGGAUCUCGAGCAAGGCCAUGGGGAUCAUGAACAGCUUCAUCAACGACAUCUUCGAGAAGCUCGCCCAGGAGGCCUCCAAGCUCGCGAGGUACAACAAGAAGCCCACGAUCACCUCCCGCGAGAUUCAGACCGCUGUGAGGCUUGUUCUCCCCGGUGAGCUCGCUAAGCACGCCGUCUCUGAAGGAACCAAGGCCGUUACUAAGUUUACUAGCUCUUGAAUAAUGAAGUUUUGUGUGUGUUUUUGGAUCGUAUGGACUAUGCUUUUCUAGCUUUAUGAUUUGGUUUUGUAAUUGUUGAAGAACAUAUCGUAUGGUGUUUAAUCGUCUCUUUUGGAAGUAUAAUCGAAAGAUAAUUGUGUUCCGUGACUAAAAA
Brassica napus (rape) is the source of this 1020-nucleotide messenger RNA. RefSeq names its product histone H2B.3-like. The record is from RefSeq and is a predicted model, not a curated record. The coding region runs from base 405 to 866 and encodes 153 amino acids. The transcript has a single exon. Gene Ontology annotation, cellular component: nucleosome. Gene Ontology annotation, molecular function: protein heterodimerization activity; DNA binding; structural constituent of chromatin. Gene Ontology annotation, biological process: nucleosome assembly. NCBI's taxonomy places the organism in Eukaryota, Viridiplantae, Streptophyta, Magnoliopsida, Brassicales, Brassicaceae.